Messenger RNA from Ylistrum balloti, 1917 nucleotides. Its product is annotated as deleted in malignant brain tumors 1 protein-like. The record is from RefSeq and is a predicted model, not a curated record. The transcript is spliced from 15 exons. Lineage: Eukaryota; Metazoa; Mollusca; Bivalvia; Pectinida; Pectinidae. The coding region runs from base 1 to 1917 and encodes 638 amino acids.
AUGAUGUCACCUGGAACGACCAUGAAGGCUGUUGGAUCGUGUCUGUUGUUGUUUAUGCUUAUCGCCCAAGUGUUUGGUGCGUGUGACAUAGUGAACCGACGGGCAGAAUCGGAAGAGAUAGCUACACAAGAUCUCCAAUACUUAUACUCCCCAGGAUGGAGGGUUUCGUACUACUCAAGCAUGGACUGCAAAUGGCUUAUAAAUGGUUCGGAUACUGACACAGCUUUCCGUGUCCUUGUAGACGUGACAUAUCUCAGUAUUGAAAAUAGCCCCGGAUGUUCGUACGAUGGACUGUCCAUCUACGACGGAUCUUCGACCAGUGCCAGCCUCCUGGGACGGAUUUGUAACCGUUUGCCAACAGGGCGUAUGUACCUGAUGAGCGGUCAGUUCGCAUUGCUCAGACUCAAAUCCGACUCCAGUGUACAGGCGACGGGGUUCUCCGUGCGAUACCUGAAAUACAAGCCUACUACGCCAUCUACAGCGUGUACAAGUACCGUAUCCUUGACAGCAAGUACGGCACUGACCUAUCUGACGUCACCAGACUUCCCAAGUCAACAGGACGCGUUUUCCACAUGUACGUGGUUGAUUAGCGCUAGCAGUGGAUCCAGCACACUGACCAUCACGGUGGUAUUCCUGGACAUCGCGGGGGAGGAGUCACUCACGAUCUAUGACGGUUCUGACAAUACUGCUAGUCAACUAGUAAGUCUAAGCACUGACCGAACGACCUUCACUGACGCAACAACAGUGACCACCACUGCAGACAAGGCCUUUAUACAGUUUAGUACGGCUGUCAUGGAGUCUGUCAGGACUGGAUUUAUUGUGUCUUACAAUGAGUCUGCGUCGUCCGCAACAACAGUCGCCGCCACAUCUGCUUCCCCUCUCGCUGCUACAACGACAUACACAGCCCCCUCUUCAUGCGAUUCCGGCACAAUCACCGUCGCUGCUGCUUCCGGGUCAUCAGGGUUCAUCACUACGCCGGGUUACCCAGAAUUCUAUGGACAUAACCUGGACUGUAAUUGGCUGAUACAGGCGUCGUCAGGGGAACAAAUAUCUUUGAGUGCAGUUGAUUCGUCACUAGAGAAUAGUGAUGAGUGUAGCGGUGAUAAGGUCUCUCUGUAUGACGGUCCCUCCACAAAUUAUCCCCUCCUGGCUAGUUUCUGUGGGAGUUCGUUCCAGAGCGUUAACAGUACCGGAACAAGUAUUCUCAUAGUGUUCACAUCCGAUGGCUCGGCAUCAGACAGGGGCUUUAAGUUCCAGUAUACUGUUACCACACACGACACCCCGUCAUGUGUUGACACUGGGAAAAAUAUUACGAAUCUAAACGCAACGACUACUGUACAGUACUUCACCUCGGCAAACUACCCAAAUAACUACUCCAGCAACGAAGCGUCAUACUGGCUUAUCUACAACCCUUCUGGUGAGGGUGUUAUCAAGAUACAGGUGGAGGAUUCCCGAAUAGAGGCCAGCUACCCUUGUUCAUACGACAAGGUCACUCUUUACAAAGGGCCGUGUGAGUCAUACCCGGAGUUAGGAUCGUUCUGUGGCGAGGAAAAGCCGGUGUAUUAUCAAGACACAGGAAGCUACGUAUUUGUGACUUUUGUGUCGGAUACCAAUUACAAUUACAAAGGAUUCCGGGUCUCUUACGUCCUCGUCGAUGAGGUACCGUCUUCAGACAGCACCUAUCUGAUCGUCGGCGCCAUUGUAGGGGGUGUUCUUGGAGGAAUAGCCUUGAUUGCUCUUGGAUUUGCCCUUUACAAAGGAAUUAAGAAGUACAGGGCGGGAAAAACAUACCGCGCCGCAUCCAAGGUGUCUGUCGACAGUGACGACGAAGAAAACCAUGCCAAGCAGACGCCUCCACGCAAACCGACCAAGGGAGGACAGAAAUUGGACAGUCUCCUUGAUCAAAAGAAAUCAUGA